Triplophysa dalaica is the source of this 2991-nucleotide messenger RNA. RefSeq names its product adducin 3 (gamma) b (gene add3b). Gene Ontology annotation, biological process: barbed-end actin filament capping. Bases 203 to 2344 code for a protein of 713 amino acids. The transcript has 15 exons. NCBI's taxonomy places the organism in Eukaryota, Metazoa, Chordata, Actinopteri, Cypriniformes, Nemacheilidae. Gene Ontology annotation, cellular component: plasma membrane; postsynaptic density; cytoskeleton. Gene Ontology annotation, molecular function: actin filament binding. The record is from RefSeq and is a predicted model, not a curated record.
CACGGCACGCUCGCACGCGCAUCCAGUGCGCGCUUACUGCCCUAAACUCGCAACUGUUCUAAAAACUGAGACCACUGCUGUUUAAAUCUAGUUUUUCUUUCACUUUGCCGAAAGUGAUUUUGGGAGAUAUGUUUCCUGUUGAACUACUGAGAAUAAACUUGGAGAGAAGCUGAGAACGUGCAAGAGUGUUGUGUGUUUAUGUAUGAGCGCGGGUGAGUUCGUUGAGAUGAGUGUGGGUGAUGUAGAGGGGGGUAGCAUCCGCCCCCCAUCCAGUCUAAAUGUGAAGAAAGUCUAUGGUGAUAGCACAGAAGAACUACAUUCUCCAGAGUCUCUGAGGCUCAGCGCCAUGUCGCCUGACCUGAGGCAGGACUUCAGUAUGAUGGAACAGAAAAAGAGAGUUACACAGAUUCUUCAAAGUCCAGACUUUAAAGAUGAGCUGGAGGGUAUGGUAAAGGAUCAAUACUCUAAGGGCAGUAACUCUGGUGGUCUACUAGGCCACAUCGCGAACCUCAUCAUCAGCAACACGCUGAGCAACACUGGCGUGUACAGUCCCAGCAGCGUGGGGUCAGUAAGUCCAGUGAAUGAUCUGUGUGGUUUGGAGUGGUUUAAUUGUUCUAAAGCUGAGAGGCAGGGUCGCUGUAAACUGGCAUGUUUGUACCGCCUACUGGACCUGUAUGGAAACGCCCACUUUCCAAAUACCUACGUUACUCUACGUGUGAGCAAAGAGCAGGAUCACGUUCUCAUUCUUCCAAAAGGACUGUCAUUUUCAGAAGCCACAGCGGCCAGUCUGGUGAAGGUGAAUCUGAUUGGUGAAGUGGUCGAUCAGGGGGCAACCACACUAAAUGUGGAUAUUUCAGGAUUCAAACCGCAUGCGGCAGUCUAUUGUGCUAGACCAGAUGCAAAGUGUGUUAUACAUACAUACACACCAACCACAGCUGCAGUCUCCUCUAUGAAAUGUGGCAUCUUACCCAUUUCUCAUGAAGCUUUGCUGCUGGGGGAGGUGUCUUAUUUUAGCUACUAUGGUGAUGAAGAUGACAAACAGGAGAGGAUGGAACUGCAGAAGGCUUUGGGUCCCACUGCUAAGGUGUUAGUGCUGAGGAAUCAAGGUUUAUUGGCAUUUGGAGAAACUACAGAAGAAGCCUUUCAUUAUCUGUACCACAGCCACCAAGCCUGUGAGAUACAGGUUAGUGCUCUGCUUUCUGCAGGUGGUGUUGAAAACCUGUGCGUGUUAGACAGGGCGAGUCUUAAAGCAGCUCCUUCCAUUAAUCCCAGUGGAAAAAUGUCAGAUGGACAGAUCAGAUGGAGGGUUGGAGAAGCAGAAUUUGAAUCCCUUAUGAGAAUGAUGGAUAACUUAGGUUACAGAACUGGUUACACAUACCGCCAUCCCAUUGUCAAAGAGAAGCCUAGACACCAUAAUGAUGUGGAGAUCCCAGCAACAGUGACUGGGUUUGGGAGGGAAGCAGACGGGUGCCCGCCGAGUCCUUUGCACUUACAGGCACAAAGACGAGACAGAGAGAGGAUACGAUGGUUGAAUUCACCCAACAGCUACCUAAAAGUCAAUGUACCUGAGGAGUCCACCAAUGGGACCUGUAGCCCACGUACCAAAACUACGUGGAUGAAGUCAGAGGAGUCUGGAAGCUGCAAGGACACCCCAAUUAAGAUUGAUGACCCCAACCAGUUUGUCCCACUAAACACCAACCCCACUGAAGUACAGGAAAAGAGAAAUAAGAUUCGGGAGCAGAACAGAGUGGAUCUGAUGACGGCAGGACCAAAGUCUCAGCUUUUGGCAGAUAUCGUCAUCGAUAAACCCUCCGGUCCUGCUUUCAUUUAUGAGGAUGAGGAGCAGACCACCUCUUUACCGCCCAACCCUUUCGACCAAUCAGAGACAGAGCUUCAGGAAUACACGCAAACUGUGGAGUAUAAGUGCAACCAAUCAGAGGCCGAUGAGGAUCUGACCGAUGGGGAAAUGACCACAUAUGAUGGAUCCACUGUGUCCCUGUCAAUCUCACCCCUCAUGAGCCCAGAGAAGGGAGACAGUCUCUCUGCCCUGUUGCAAAGCAGCGAUGAGCUAACCCAGGAUGAUGACCUCACUCUAGAAGUAACAGAGCUUAGCAUCACUAAAGAGAUGCAGGUCUCCAUAACAACCACCGUUGCCAAUGACAUUUCAAUCACCUCUGAAAGUCAAAAAUCGCCCAAAAAGAAGAAAAAGAAAUUCCGUACUCUUUCUUUCUUGAGGAUGUCCAAAAAGAAAGAGAAAGAGGAGAAAGGAAAAACUAAGGAAAAGGAGCGAGAAAAGGAAAAAGAGGGUAAGGAAAUAGAGGAAGAAAAAGAAUGCAAGGAUUGAAAGGUUAUGUAAAAGUGUGGUGACUGGAUGAAUAUGAGAUCUGAAGGGAAUUGUGGGUAAUGUAGUUUCAGUAGGGUCCUGUGAUAAAUGUAUAGUAUGUAUGUUCACCUUUGAAUUGAAGCAAUGAUUUGUAUGUGUAGAUAUUACACACACAGAAUGUUUAAUUUUACACUUUUUGUUACAGCUAUAGUAAUAACUAGCGCAUUAAAAGUGUCUCAAUAAGAUAAUUCAUCACAAUGUCCUACACUUUUUAUAAACUGUACACACAUGACAGUAGGUAAUAAUAAAUUGUGGUAAAAUCCUUCAGGUACUACACGCUAUAUGUGAGAAGUAUCGUGUGAUAAGACAUUUUGAUGUCACUGUAUGUUUAGAUUAAUUUUGUGAUGAAUUUAUCAGUCAAAGUGAAGACAAGAAACCUUAUCAUGGAUUUAUAUGAGACUGUGUGACUGGAUUCCUGCUUGUCAUGAAUAUUUGAUGAUAUUUUAAGGUAUUGCAAUUUUGCAUCAUUGAUAGAUAAUAAAGAAUUGCUGUAUGUUUGUACACUGUUGUAAGAUGUUAUGUUAAUGUUUAUAGUUAUGUUUUUUGUCUUCAGAGGUAAAAUCUGCUUCUGUAAUUUGCAGUUUCACUGUCACAAUGUUUUCUCUUCA